Molecule: messenger RNA, 1441 nt
Organism: Nematolebias whitei (Rio pearlfish)
Lineage: Eukaryota; Metazoa; Chordata; Actinopteri; Cyprinodontiformes; Rivulidae
Gene: gpr137
Product: G protein-coupled receptor 137
Exons: 7
Coding region: 1-1164 (387 amino acids)
Biological process (GO): positive regulation of TORC1 signaling
Cellular component (GO): lysosomal membrane
Source: RefSeq, a predicted model, not a curated record
AUGGAAGCACCAGGCACAGCUGCUCCUCCUUCCAACUCCUCCUUUCUGGUUUCUCCAUCCCCCCUGCGCCCGGCCAUCCCCCCCUCUGUCCAGUUGGGUUUCACCAUCCUCUUCACCAGUUUGUAUGUGGCCCUCUUCCUGGUGGUCUACAUGCAACUGUGGCUGCUCUACUUCUACAAACACAAGCGAUGGAGCUACCAGAGUGUGUUUCUGUUCCUCUGCCUGCUCUGGGCUGCACUUCGCACCACACUCUUCACAUUUUACUUCUACGAUGCCAUGGAAGCCAACCGCCUACCUGUUGUGGUCUUCUGGCUGCUGUUUUGCUUCCCCGUGUGUCUGCAGUUCUUCACCUUUAGCCUUAUCAAUUUGUACUUCACUCAGGUGUUGCUCAGAAUCAGAGAGUCUUUCAGCUCAGCCAUGCACAGAGGACUAUGGGUGGCCCGAUGUGCAUACAUUGCACUCAACAUCAUCUUCCUCUGUGUCAAUGUGACAUGUGCUGUUCUGGGGGACAGAGACGGCAGCAGCAAGACAGGGAAGCGGACCUGGCAGCUAGUUUUGGUCAGAGUUAUAGUCAAUGACUUGCUUUUCAUCACAAACGCAGUGCUGUUGGCUGCAGUGCUGUUGAUCCUAACCCGGCACUCACGCUCUGCCAGCCUCUACAUGAUUAGCAAGGGGACCACAGUGUGCCAAACAGCAGCUCUGGGAUCUACAGUCAUCCUCUUGUUCACCAGUCGAGCCUGUUACAACCUGGCAGUCCUCGUUCUGUCCAAGAAGUAUCCAGUAGAAUCAUUCAACUAUGACUGGUACAACGUCUCUGAUCAGGCUGACCUGCAGAGGGAACUUGGUGACAGGGGCUACAUUGCCUUUGGUGUCAUCCUCUUCAUAUGGGAACUGCUUCCAACCAGCCUGCUAAUCCUCAUCCUAAGAGUUCGUAGACCUUCUCAAGAGACCAGAAGCAUGGCCGUCAAUAACAGGGUCCUUCCUCGUCCGUAUUUUUUUGAUGACCCUCACACUAGUGAUGACGACAUACCUGCCCCAUGGGAUCAAGAGUCAAGCCAUAAUUCAAGCUGGUAUGGAUCAGAGACGGCUCCUCUCCUGUUUGCCAACAAUCCUCCAGACCAGAGCCACCAGCACCACUCUCUCUACUCCACACCACAGAACUGACCCUGACCCUCAACCACUGUGCGAGCCACUAUGUCCAUGAUGACUUAUGUCACGGACAGGAUCGCACGCAUGCAGCCACAUGUACCUCCCACUGUGGGAGGAUUUGCACUGAGAAACUCAGGAAAACAAGGAGUAUGCACCUUGCAGAGGAGAACUGAUUUUAUGAUGCACCGCUCUCGGACAUUAAAGGGAACAAGAGAAGUUGGAAGUGUUUUGCCAGAUUUAAAUGAAGGACUGUGUCUCAUUUAGCUCCAAAAGAAAAUGAAAUGGAGCUUAU